Seminavis robusta is the source of this 3891-nucleotide messenger RNA. The record is from the annotation of a GenBank genome assembly. NCBI's taxonomy places the organism in Eukaryota, Bacillariophyta, Bacillariophyceae, Naviculales, Naviculaceae.
AUGGUGGCAACCCGUCGAAGCGCUCGACGAACAAAGAGCAGCAUCGAGUUGCGCGAUAUUUUCGCCAACCGACCUGUAUCGCCGACAGAAACAACAGACACUGACAGCAGCAGCAGCAUCAGCAGAAACAGCAGCAACAGCAGCAACAACAGCAACAAUGACAGCAAUUUGGAUAGUGAACAAGAUUUCUCUUCAACAGCUUUUCUAGUUUCUUUACAAGAAACGAUUCGAUGCCGCAAGAAAAUGGGGACAUCGCCCAUUUUCGACUUCAUUGUAUCUGGCAACAAGGUGCUAGAUGAUGGAUGGCUGCGCACGGAGCUGAUGAAGAAAACUCCACUCAAAGUUGCAGAUGAUGAGAUGAGGCUGAUGCUGUUUAUUUUCAUGAGUCUUUCUGGCGCUGGCGGAGGAAACAAAGGAUACUCUCCUCCAGUCGAGCUUCUGUCAACUGCUUGGGGUGUCUCAAAACCGGCAGUUCGGAGAGCUUGUGGCUUGGGGUUGGAGCAUGAUUUUCUCCAUUGGAUAACAUCGUGUGACCUCAUCGAUGAGGAUGAUCUGAAUGGCAAUAAAAAGCGGCCGGCUGGCCCAUUUCCCAACCAACCAACAACCAACACCAAUGCUGAUGAUGUUGUCUUCUCGCCUGCACUAGUGAAUCGAGACCCAAAGCGUCGGGAUCUCCGACCGACUCCUUUGGUUACAGCAGAAGAUCUGGCAUCACCCGCCAGCACAGUUUCUCCUGCAAGGGAACGCUCUCCCAUUUCUCCUUUACUGGAAGACGGAUUCUGCUCACCUGAGAAUUCAGUUCGCAGUCAAAAUGAUCCGAGGCGACACAACAGGACACGUCUUGAUUUCAAUCUUGCCGACAACAAGGAAGUAUCAACUCAGACUGAUGAUCUGUUGCCAGGCCAAAACAUGAGCCCUCAGGCGGAACUGGCCGGACGCAUUCGAUCCGAGAUACAAGCACAAAAAGAUAUUAGCAGCGUCUGUGAGGAAGAAGUUUGCCGGGCUCUUUAUGCGCUCUUCAGAAAGAAAAGAGAGUCUCUCAUUCAAUGCUCUGCCGACGACGAUGACUUGCCACAAAUCAGCAAGGCUUCGCUCGCAGCAUCUGCAGAGAUAAUAACGCUAAAACCAUUCCGAAAUGGAAGCCCGUUGAAGAUCAUGCGCAUCAAAGAGACCAGACAAAGCAAAGGCGAAAAGAGAGGACGAAAGCGUCGUGGAAAAGGGCAUCUUGUCGAGGCUCUGCUGUCAAAUCUUGGUCUCUCAACGGAGGAAACUGUAGUGGUUCUUCGGAGCAUGGCUGCAAGACGGGGCCUCCGAGUGAUGAAUCAGAAUGAUGCUGGGCUCAGCAUUGCGCAAUGUGCAGCGUUGAUGCUCUAUCUUCCAGUAACAGCGAGAGGCCUUGAGCGCCUACAAAGAUUUGUCAAGUGGGCUCUACCCAACAGCAUUGGCCCAACGUUUAUGCCUCAGCUGCUGAGGAAAAGCAUUGCGAAGUACUCAAUGGAUUCCUUUGAUUUGAAGCUUGGAUUUGAGCUUGUUUCACUUGAAAUUGGUGGGAAAACAAGAAACCAACGUUGCUUGCAUGUGUGGAUAAAGCAGCCUGCAGUGGCAAUCCAACGUCUUGUUCAGAGUGCGAUGAUAGCCGGCAAGUUUGAAGAGUCUAUUUCAUUCUGCAACCACAGAGAUGAGCUUGUUGUCGUCCAAGGAUCUGACAGAGGUGGCGACAUUACAGCUAAUCUGGUUAGGAUAGCCAAUCGAUUUGCUGGCAACAGCUCUCAGCACUGCCUUCCACUUUCUUUCUAUGAAUUCGGCAAAGAAAGCUACCACAACAUGCAGCAAACUAUCUUUCACCCAAACAAACCGACUCGCGAAUUCCUACAACUUCUGUUGAACAAAGCUUUCCAAAUGAUUGUUAUUUCCAUCCAUGACAAGAGUGAUGCAAUUGUCGACGCUCAAUGCGUUUUAAUUCGAUUUGAAUUUCCGGAAAGCAGUUUUGGUGGACGUCGACUCUCUUUUGUUCGGUAUGCCGAAGACAAGAGUGCAUCUAGUAUCGGAGAAACCAACUCUGAAGACGAGAGAGCAUUGCCUCAACUGGUGCGUCUCCUUGAUCCUAGGGAAGAAGUCGAGCUCCAGGAAUUCUUACGCCGUGAUGUCCACCGUCUUUCUAUUCAAAUGAUUGUGUCAACAAGCACACCAGAAGACGAAGAAGCAUACAGUGGUUUUAUUCUACGAAACUGCUUCGGCAGAGUGGUUUGCACCGAAUUCUUCGCGGAGAAUCUCAUUGCCAAUGCGGCCGAUUAUGAAUCCGUCAAGUUUCGCUGCUUGCAGGUCCGAGGCAUCACAUCUGAUGACAUUAAAUGCAAUGCAACACUCAUGGGACAGGGCACUGCUGCUGUAAUGUGUCCUUGCACGAUUUGUAUUGCACGCAAGAAAGAGUUUGCUUCCAUCCUCACCAAACCACAGAGCGAGCUUCCUAGCAACAGAGAAGGCGACUUCGCAAAUCCAAGGCUCUAUGCAGGCUUCGUGGCCGAGGCCAAGGGACGAGCCGAUUGGGUGAGAGCCAAUUCGACAGGCCAGGCACGUGUGUUGAAGCUGAAGUAUUGCAGUGUUAUCUAUGAGCCUCUAUUGUUUACUCCGCCAUCUUUGAACAGUUGCUCAGGAAUGCAUGUCUCUAGUGGCCUGUUGACGCACUGUACCAUUAAAAUGCUCGAGUCGCUUGGCGAAAUCGACAAGCUGACACCGUGGUUGAAGGACUUGACGACUGAGUUGGAAAUCGCAAAGGAGUUCAUUGAUCAAGCGCGGUCGAGCACAGAACAACUCCGAAAGCAAGACACGAGGCUAGCUCGAGAUGUACAGUCAGCAAAGACAAUGAGAUCAAUCGAUAUCAUUCAGCAGCUCGAGGAAAGUCGCAAUCAGAUUUCCCUGACACUGAUGGCCCAAACCAAAGCACGAGACGCAGCCAAGCUCUUUGUUGAAAAAGGCAAGGAGUUUUUGGAUGGAGUAGCAAGGAAGAAUACGACCCGGAUUAUGGGCCCUGCAACGUAUUGCUUCAGAAAAGCUUAUGAAGUGGACGGGAGAGUUGCCUUUCGUGUUGAGAAUAGCGGCUUCGAGCUGUCUAAUGCUGAUGGCAUUCGCGUGCUCGAAAGGACUGACAAGAUCGCUGAGCGAAUGAAAAGAGUCUUUAACAACAAUCUACGAUUGCAGCAAGCGGUUGACACGUUGGUUGAAAAGUUUCUAGCGAUGGCACGGCUACUCUAUCGAAUGGCUGUAAUGAUGAAGAGUCAGAGAAAAUGGUCAUCGCAAUGUUGCGAGGAGUUUCACUCGGCAGCACAAGAGUAUGCGAUGCUGUGGCUUGCAUUUACCGGAGAAGACGAUUCCAAGGACGCUACCGUCUUCAACAAGCUUCAUGUGCUCGUGACACACGUCCCACAAUUUAUUAGAACACAUGGCAUGCUUGGACGGUGCUCCGAAGAAGGCUUCGAGUCAUCCCACAAGUGCAUCGAGUCAGUCCGAAAGCCAUUAGUUUGCAUGACCUCAACCGAAGACAGAGCCCACACUAUCUACCGAAGGAUCAUGCUCCAGUCUAGACCUGAGAUUGAAAGCACCUUUGAAAGUAUCAACAGCCGUUUCCACCAAGGGAAAAGAGGCCCCUACCGUAACAAAGAUCCAACCAAAAUGAAGACUGCCGAUUCGGCACCGGCAGCCAAGCCUUUUGGUGGCAUCUCCUCUUUGCCUGACGGAUUCAUUGAAUCAAUCAAUGGGUAUGUCAUCAAAGAGCGCUGGAAAGACUACUUUGAAUAUGUAUGUUUCAGCAAAGUGCCAUCGUCCUGGACCACGGUGUUUUCAGAAGACUCUCUGUUGGGUGAGGCAUGCAGAAGCAAAGCCGAGUAUAUUUAA